GUUUUCUUCUUGUUCCGUAAUAGUGAACAGCUGAUAUUUGUCCACAACUUACUGCUAAAAUAUCAAAGAAGUGAAAAUAUUGAUUUUCAAGUUUUUCAAGAGCUUUCAGAUAUUUUUCUCGGAUAAAAAAACUUUCAUCGAAGUGAAAAUUUCAACUAUGACAACUGCUCCAUAUAGCUAUGGAUACAUCUUCAAGUAUAUCAUCAUAGGUGACAUGGGAGUUGGAAAAUCAUGUCUUCUUCAUCAAUUUACGGAGAAGAAGUUCAUGGCUUCAUGUCCACAUACAAUUGGUGUCGAGUUUGGUACGAGAAUCAUCGAAGUAGACAAACAAAAGAUUAAACUUCAGAUUUGGGAUACUGCUGGUCAGGAACGAUUCAGAGCUGUUACUCGCUCGUAUUAUCGUGGAGCUGCAGGAUGUUUGAUGGUUUACGACAUCACAAGACGUUCCACUUACAACCAUCUCAGCUCAUGGUUGACAGACACAAAAAAUCUAACAAAUCCAUCAACAGUGAUAUUCUUAAUUGGUAACAAGGGCGACUUAGAGUCGACACGUGAAGUCACAUACGAAGAAGCAAAAAAGUUUGCUGAUGAGAAUGGUCUGAUGUUUGCUGAAACCAGUGCGAUGACUGGGCAGAAUGUUGAAGAAGCUUUUCUUGAAACAGCAAGAAAAAUCUAUCAGAGUGUGCAAGAUGGUCGUCUGGAUUUGAAUUCAGCAGAAAGUGGAGUGCAACAGAAGCAGCCCCAAGAAGAAUUUGGUGAAACAUUAAUUGAAUCUUCAGCUGGAUUUGAUAAAACGGAAGGGCUGGCCAUUGUACAUGAUGUGACAAAAGGUGCGAUGGGAGAUUUGGCAGCACGAGUUGAUGAAAUUAAAGAUUCUGAUGAGAAUCUCGAUGUCGACUCUUCACAUAUUGUAUUUAAUAAGUUUGUACGAUCUGUGUUGACUGGUUUAUUAGAACGACUUAUAGAGAACAUGUUAAGCAGAAUAGUUAAUUUAAGUGCGAGAAAUGGCUUCAACUCAUCAAUUCGUAACAUGACAAGAAAAGUCAACUCGAAUAAAUUGACAUCUUAUAAGAAAUCAUUAAUUUUUUUGAGCAGUUUUGGAUCAUUGUCAUGUUAUGACUACUUUCUCAGAGAUGGGGAAUCUCUUGGUGCAGCUUUAAGGUUUUGUCGUAGUCUUAAAAUAGCUUUAACUAUUUCUUUAGAUUACAAUAUAGGACUCUAUGGGCUAGACGAAAAUUCAGAACAAUAUGACAAGACGAUCAAAGAAAUUCAUCAAAGAUCGGCAAAUCGUUUGUUGGAAGGAUGUCUACAUAAUGGCGGAUUAUACAUUAAAUUCGGUCAAGGAUUAUCAGCAAUCAACCACAUUUUGCCUGUGCAAUAUACAGAAACAUUGAAGCAGCUUGAAGACACUUGUUUGAAGCGGAAAAAAGGCGAAGUUGAUCAGGUUUUCAAGGAAGAUUUCGGAGAAACAGCUGACAAAAUAUUUGCUGAGUUCAAUUAUAAUCCAAUCGCAGCUGCUUCACUCGCUCAAGUGUUUCAGGCGAAGACUAAAAAUGGUGAAGACGUUGCAGUUAAAGUGCAAUAUAUCGACCUUCAGAAAAGAUUUCGAAGUGAUGUCUACACGAUUUUAUUCUUGCAAGAUAUGAUAGCUUUUGUUCAUAAGAAUUAUAAUUUCGGUUGGAUUCUUCGUGACUUACGUCGCAGCUUAGAAAUGGAAUUAGAUUUUGUUAAUGAAGCUAAAAAUGCAGAACGUUGUGCUCAAGAUUUGAAACAUUUCGAGUUCAUUCACAUUCCAAAAGUCUUCCAUGAACUCACAGGAACACGAAUUUUAACUGCCGAAUAUAUCAAAAAUGCUUGUAAAAUUAGCGACAUUGCAUCGCUUAAGAAAAUGAAAAUUAACAUCAAAGACAUUGAUAAGAAACUUUUCGAAGUGUUUGCUUAUCAAAUCUUCAACACCGGAUUUGUUCAUGCUGAUCCUCAUCCAGGCAAUGUUUUUGUGAGACGAGACAAACUUGGUGCUGUUCAAUUAGUGCUUUUAGAUCACGGACUUUAUGAAGAUGUUCCAAUGAAUAUAAGAAAUAAUUUGAGUCGAUUUUGGGAGGCGAUUGUGCUUCGUGAUUAUGAAAUGAUGAAAAUUUACAGUGAUAAGCUUCAAGUGUCGGAUCAUAAACGAUUUGCUGAGAUUCUUCUUCAGAAACCACUUGACGUUAACAAAUUUAGUUUCGCAACACGAUACACGGAAGAAGAAGUUUUGUUUAUGAAGAAACUUGCAUCGAAACAUUUUGAUAUCAUCAUGAAAGUGCUCAAAGAAAUGCCACGAACUUUAAUUUUUAUCGUCAGGAAUUUAAACAUCGUUAGAGCGAUCGCUAAAGAUCACGGAGAUCUUGUUGAUCGUCCAAAGAUUAUGGCACGUUGUGCGAUUUCAAAUCUCUUCAAAUCUGGUGGAAAUUUCCUCACAACAUUCACAAGAAAAAUUUACUUUGAAUUUCGCCUUUGGAAGCUUUUCAUGCAAUAUUGGAUGAUGAGAAAUUAUUUAAAACUUUUGGAAUUCGUUGGACGAGCUCCAGAAAACACUUCAGCGAUAUUGAAUUUUGAAUUUGAGGGAAACUAAAUUAGUUGAAGAGACAAAAUAUAUUUAAAAGAGGUUUAAACACUGAAAGAAAUUUUAUA
This is a messenger RNA of Clunio marinus, 2670 nucleotides long. NCBI's taxonomy places the organism in Eukaryota, Metazoa, Arthropoda, Insecta, Diptera, Chironomidae. The record is from the annotation of a GenBank genome assembly.